AUGACUUUUUUUUAUAUAUUGUUACUGACGUUUUUAUUGCAACUUAAAGUUGCUUCAUGCCUGAAUGUUCUCGUUUGGUGUCCAACAUUGGGCCAGAGUCAUGUAAACUUUAUGGGUAGGAUAGCUGAUACAUUACAAGAGGAUGGGCAUAAUGUGACUAUGCUCAUGAUUGAGAACGAUCCAGACAUAUGGUCGACAGGAACAUCAUUAGUUAAACAUGUUGUUUGGUACACCUCUCCUUUGGUUGAUAAAACCGAAUGGGCAACACAUAACUUCAAAAAGGGGAACGUGUUUCAAACAAAAACGUUCGAUUUAGCUGAUUUCAUGAGUAUGCAGGAUAUCAACUAUCGAACAUGUCAGAGCAUGAUCAACGAUGAAGCAUUUCUGAGCUUGUUGAAAUCUUCGCAUUUCGAUUUGGCCAUCAUGGAAAUGUUUCAUUUUUGCCCGGCUGGUAUACUCCAUAUAGCUGGAGUUCCCAAGAUUAUAAUGGCAUCAGCACUUGGAAUUACUCCUGCGCAUAUGGAAAUCUUAGAUGUUCCUACAUCGUUGAGCUUUGUUCCAACAUUCUUGACUCACAUGGGGAGCAAGAUGACACUGCUUGACCGUAUGUAUAACGUGGUCUUCAGUUUCAGCAGCAAAAUACUUUAUUGGAAGUUACUAUACUCGGAACAAGCCCUGAUACAGUCCAAGUUCCCAAACUUCCCAUGUUUGUACCAACUAUUUAAGAGCAAACUAGAUUAUUUAUUACUAAAUACUAAUGAGUUUACUGAGUCAACGAGACCUACCUUGUCCAGUAUCAAGUAUGUUGGCGGGGUUACAACAGACCAGCCGAAAGAACUCCAGCCAGAGUUUGACAGCAUUUUAUCUCGCGGCCAAAAAGGAACCGUUUUCUUCUCUUUGGGAUCUCUCGUCAAGUCUUCUGAAAUGCCAACUCACAUCAGAAGAGCUUUUUUCGAGGCCUUUCUUUCUUUCCCUGAAUACGAAUUCAUUUGGAAAGACGAUGUUGCAUCCAAUUUCUCAUAUCCAAAUAUCCAUUUCAGAAGAUGGGUACCUCAGGUGGAUUUGCUAGCUGAUCCAAGGUUAAAGUUGUUCAUAACUCACGGUGGAAUGAAUUCAAUUCAAGAAGCACUCCUUUUUGGAGUUCCUAUGAUUACGAUGCCCUUAUUUGCUGAUCAAGAUGCGAAUGCUGCGCUCGCUGCCGAACGGGGUUAUUCUUAUACCUUAAAUAAGUUUUCAAUCACUAAAGAGGAAGUAAUAAGAGCAAUCAGAAGCGUACUUGGUGUAGAUGGGGAAGAAAGUGUUUAUCUUCUGAAGGCGAGACAAGCAGCCAGAGUUCUUAAGGGUAGUUCUCGAUUGAUGAAAAACGAAAUUCAGCGUGUAGUCCGUCUAUCGGGUUCCGAACCUACUUUAAACCAUUUAAAAUUGGAUUUAGAUCAUUUAAACACUCUACAAUAUUUCAAUGUCGAUGUGUAUCUCAUUUUCUCAUGUUUCAUCAUGUUAUUACUAAUUUCUUCCUGUAAGAUUAUUAACUACUACAUAAAUCUAAACUUCGUGCCUGCAAAGCAGAAAAUAGCUUGA
Auanema sp. JU1783 is the source of this 1578-nucleotide messenger RNA. The record is from the annotation of a GenBank genome assembly. NCBI's taxonomy places the organism in Eukaryota, Metazoa, Nematoda, Chromadorea, Rhabditida, Rhabditidae.